AUGGACGAGGUUAUCCGUUUCCGUCAGGAACUGCAGCGAGCCCAAGCGUCUACGCCCAAACUUGACGGCGGAAACGGCGCGUCUAAUUUUAACGGGCUCACUCCCUCCGGAGGCGCCAUUGGCGGCCGCGCAUACGCGGAACCUCCGCGAACGCCGCCGGGACUUGCGGGUGGCUUGCGAGGCGGACUGAGCGGUGCCACACGGACGGUCAAGAUCUCCCGAUCGCAAUCGCUGCAGCCCAAGGCGGGCGCGAUGGGGGCGUUUCUCCGCGCGCUGAAAGAAACGGAGGGGGCGGAAGGCGAGGGGAAGGGGGGAGGCGGAGAAGGGGGAGGCGGCGGAAAGGGGUUUGGCGCAGGCGGGGAGAAGUCCCUCGGGUUGCGCCGAGCUGCGGAUCCGCUUGACGGGGGGCACGGCGGAGGCGGAAGCGGCGGCUUGCGCGGAAGCGGGGAAGGGGGAAGGGAUUCCGGGCGGAGCGGAAGCAGGAACGAGCUCUCCGGAGGCCGGCGGGAAGGGGGAGAUUCGGAGGAGCGCGGACGGCAAGACGGCGAGAUGGGGAGAAACGGCGGAAUUGUGAAUCGCCGGCUUAACUUGGGGGGCGCGGGGGUUAUGGCGGGCGGAAGCCUUGGGCGCAAGAUGGGGAGCGCUAUGCGCCGAUCGACAUCGGUUCAGGUGCAGAAUAUGUCCGCUUCGGGCGGCCGCGCGGGCAGCGGACGAAAAGACGCGUUCCACGAGGCGGUUGAGGAGAUGCUGGGGGAGAAACGGGCAGGAGAAAAAGAUUCUGACGGGAGGCGCGGGGGGAGUAAGGAUCGGGAUUGGGAGAGGGACAGGCAUAGGGAUAGCGGCGAUGAGCGGAAUUUCCGCUCCGAUGACGAUCGCGACCGUUCUACUAACGAGCGUCGCAAUAGCGGGGAGUUUCGUCUCGAAAAAGAGUAUUCGUCUGAGCGGGAAGAGCGGGGCGGGAGGAGGAGUGGUGAGUAUGACAGGAGUUCUAAUAGCGGGGGGAGAAAUUUAUCUAACUUAUCGGGCGGCGGGAGAAGCAACCCUAGCAGCGGAGAGUUUGAGAUCGGGGGAAGCAGGGGCGCGGGGGAAUCGGGGAGCGCAGCUGGGGGAGGGGGAGCCGGAGGAGGGGGACUUUCCAGGCUGGGGGCCGGGGGAGGGGGAGCGGGCGGAGACCCCUUCCGCGGACUGGGCGGAAACAGGGUGCCGAUCGGGGGAAGCGUGGGGCGGCGUAGCGGAAUGGGGCUGUUGCGGAGCGGAUCCCUGCAGCCCCGCAACUCGCGCAAGAUCGCGCGCGACUCGUUCUUUGGCGCGCUGGAAGAGGUGGACGAGGAGAAAGGCGCGGGGAAGGGCGCGGGGAAGGGCGCGGGGGGGGAUUGCGCCGGGGGGGCGGGCGGGGGGGAAGCGGGCGGGCGCAGGGUUCCGCACUCGCUUUCCGCGGGUGGGCAACUGCCUAUGAGCUCUCUUAGAAGCUCCCUUGGUCAGGACGGAAAGCAGGGCUUCGAGUUAUCCCAGUCCCACAGACGCGGCCAUUCCGUUUCGCUCCACGACUCCUCCAGCGGCGGCGGCGGCGGCGGGGGCGGCGGAGUGCUAGAAAAGGGCGGCGGCGCGUUGGCGGGGCUCCCGGUUGUUCCUCUAACGGGGGGAGCGGCUGUAGCGGGAGUUCCCGGGGUGGGCGGCGUGGUUCUCUCGGGAAAAUCACGACCGCUUUCCAGCCUUCGUAGAGCUUCCUCCCUCGUGCCUGUGGGGGCCAAAGAUAGGCCGGGGAGCUCGGGGGGGCUGAGAGGCGGGGGAGGCGGAGGCUUAGGGGGGGGCUUGGGCGGAGGCGGAGGGGGAAGAGGCGGGGAUUCGGAGGAGUCGUUCUCGUUCCAUGAUUUUGUGAAGGAGUUGAAAGCUAGUGGCGGCGGUGGUGCUGCUGCUGGCAGUGCUGCUGGUGGUGACUUGGGUGGUGGUGGUGGUAGGGGGGGCGGGGAGGGAGGGACAUCAGCAGGGGGAGCGCACAGGAGAACGGGUUCUUCUGGCGAGCGUGACAGUAACGAGCCGUUUUCGUUCUCAGUCAGCCAUGCCGAAAACAAAAUCGCCAAUCCAGAUAUACCCAGAAGCAGCAGCGCCGCCACGAGCAGCAAAGCCGACUCGGAUAGCCCAGCCCGCAGGCAGUUCCCCUCGUCUCUCUCCCUUUCCAAGAGCCCUCGCGGCGCCAGAGGCGUCACUUUCGCCUCUGGGAAAGACCUAGUGGAGGAUUUAAGUUUGCGCCCUAAGACCCCUCCCACUAGGUUCGGAGGGUUGGGAGGGGGAGGAGGAGGAGGGUUGAGGCCGAGUAGUGGGGGGUUCGGAGCGAGAGGAGGAGGAGGAGGAGGGGGGUUGAGGCGGGCUACGUCAGUCCAGCCGGGGCUGACGUCAGCGGACAUAAGGAAGUGGGGGGCGUUGGAUGGGAGUGAGGGGGAAGGGGAGGGUGCGAGGGGGAGUGUGAGGGGAGGAGGACGGGGGGACGGGAGAGGGGAGGGUGGGAGAGCAGGAGAGAGUGGGAGAGAGAGGGAGAGAGAUAGGGGGAGGCAGGAUGGCGGGAGUGGGCGCAGGAGUGGUAUGGGUAGUGGAAAGGGAGACGAAGGGGAAAGGAGAGGAGGAGAAGGGGGGAGCUUAGGCGGAGCCGGGAGAGAAGGAAGGGGGGGAUUGAGUGGCGGAGGGGGAGGAGGAGGAGGCUUGCACAGAACGUCUUCCAUGCCAGCUAAUAAGAAGAUAGAACAUGACCGAGCGCAGAGGGAGAGAGAGGGGUAUGGGGUGCGGGAUGGGCACAGGGACGCGCAUGGCGCUCUAGCUUCAGACUCUGACGCCGAGAAGGUGGAAGCAGUAAGCACCGUGCGCGCUUUGCUAAAAGCCAAUAAGGAAAACAAGGCAAAGCUGAUUGCAUCCGGUGGUAUACCACCGCUGGUGGCUUUCCUACAGAGAAACAGCCCUGCAGGGAAAGACCAGGCGGUAACCGCUCUGCUGAAUCUCUCUCUGGUCGCCGGUGCGCCGGCUAUAAUAGCGUCUGUCGGGGGAAUUGCGGCUAUUACAGAUGUUCUUCGCUCGGGCAGCCCGGCUGCCCGGGAAAACGCGGCGGCUGCCCUUUUCGCGCUUUCGGUCGAUGAGGCUAAUCAGACGCUGGUUCGGGAAGCUGGAGCUAUCCUGCCAUUGGUCGGCGUGUUGCGCAUGGGCAGCACGCGCGGAAAGAAAGACGCGGCUCUAGUUCUUUUCAACCUGUCCAGAGACCCGCAGAGCCGGCUGGAAAUCGUCCGGGCAGAUGCGGUGAAAGUUUUGCUCGGGCUGCUGGGGUGCUCGGAAGUCGGGCUGGAAGAAAAAGCCAUGGCUGUCCUAGCCAACCUGUGCAGGCUUCAAGAGGGGUGUGAAGCGGUGCUGAGGAUCAAUGGCGCGGUUCCGGCGUUGGUUGCAGUAGUGGAGGGCGGUUCGCAGAGGGCCAAGGAGGAUGCGGUGAUGACUCUGCUGAUGCUUGCGAAUAGCGAACCGGAUUGCUGCCGGGGCAUGCAGGGGGAGGGGAUGAUGGAGGUGCUUCAUGAGUUGACCCGCAAUGGGUCUUCAAGGUGUAAGAGCAAGGCUAAAGCGCUGGUAGAGCUGCUGCAGAUGCAGGGGGAGGAGGACUCUGAGUAA
Closterium sp. Naga37s-1 is the source of this 3642-nucleotide messenger RNA. The record is from the annotation of a GenBank genome assembly. Lineage: Eukaryota; Viridiplantae; Streptophyta; Zygnematophyceae; Desmidiales; Closteriaceae.